Molecule: messenger RNA, 5985 nt
Organism: Camelus dromedarius (Arabian camel)
Lineage: Eukaryota; Metazoa; Chordata; Mammalia; Artiodactyla; Camelidae
Gene: REM2
Product: RRAD and GEM like GTPase 2
Exons: 6
Coding region: 4006-5166 (386 amino acids)
Cellular component (GO): plasma membrane
Molecular function (GO): GTP binding; calcium channel regulator activity; GTPase activity
Source: RefSeq, a predicted model, not a curated record
GCCCUGGUGGGGCACUCAGAGGGUGAAAAAAUUCUGGGAACCCUAAGACUAACCCUCUCCACCUCCACUCACUGCCUGGGGCCCAGCUCUACAGUGACUGACCCCAGGGCUGAGCACUAAGCCUUUGCCCUCACUGCCAGGCAGGAAUUUGUGAGCCAGCUGGGCACUGCAGCUGGGAAGCUUCCCAUUUACAGAGUAUUCGCAGAGCACAUAUCAUAGCAUCACCUUGGCCAAAUCCAAGAGGUCCUCCUGGAAGAGAGCCCAAACUGGACCUUAAAGAAUGCUGUCAGAGGUGGAAUAGAACUGUGAAUUAUAGGCAGGGUGAGAGUUCACAGGAUAAGUAAACUAAGCAGACAGUGACGGCUAGAGCUGUAGGAGGGACCUGGGCUUUCUGAGAAGGGGCCAGGAGUGUAAUCAGUGGCCAGAGCCGAAGAAUGGGAGAGGGUGAUGGAAGAGGAGGGAAUGAUCUCUGGGAAAUGUUGGGACCCAGCCUCUGGUAAGGACAGUAACCGCUGUCCCAGAGUUUAAAAGGAAAAUCAGAAAAACAAACAAAAGUGAAAGGAAAAUCAAUCAAGACAAAGAAUUUAGAAAAAGUCCAGGGGGUGGGUGUGCCCCCAAGAACAGCACUGAGCCAUUCCCUUACAGAACCAGUCCCCAGAGAAACAGGUUCCCCCUUACGCUCGCCCUUACCUUUCCUGCCUAGCCUGGCCUAUCCCUGCCCCUCUGGUGGAGGGGCCCUGUGGAUUACACCCUGUCAACAUCCUCACGCCAGCACUAAUUGCGUGUUUCCCCUGCCAGUGAGCAAGAGCCUAGGGAAAUGGUAGAGAGGGGAUCCGGGGCAGUCCUGGGACACUGGCAUCUUGGCUCCGGGAAGGCUCGAGCUCCUUUCAUUCCACACCCUCUCCAGAGAUUGGGGAAGGGGCUCCAGAGGUCUUCAUCUUUGCUGGCUGUUCUCCCUUUGGACCUGCCUUCCUCAGUGUAAACAAUCCCUGGGUCCCACCAGUGUCAGGCCCAGUGAGAACAGUGAAGCAGGGAGUGUUGAUUUCCUCUCCCGUGUCCUCCACUACCUCCCCUCCCGUGCUCCUCUCUGCUACCUCACAUUCUCAUCCCUUGUCCUGCUCCAGACCUUUCACCUCCCAGGGGUAUUUGGAAUUUGAAAGUGGACAAAGAUUUGAGGUAAAAGAAUGCCCCUCAUGGUGGAAUGCUUCAGAAUGCUGGAGGGAGGACUUGAGGGAAGAGUUCACUAGGAAGGCCUGGGCACAUAGGUUCAUGGGCCUGAAAGAUGCUCACUGGGUGCUGGGUACGUGCUCCAGGAGGUACAAGCAGUAACACUAUGUCAGCCUCAGUGAAGCCCCAGGUUGGCGGGGAGAGGAGACUGACCUUGUACAGGCAGAAUGGAGAAACUCAGAGGGUCCCACCUAGGCAAGGGUGGAGCAUUGGGGAACUGUCAUUAUAUUCACCAUGGAAAAUGAAAUGAGGUGACUUCAAAUCAGGAUAGACACCACUAUCCAAGGUGCCCAGUAUCAGGGGUGUGGAACUCCUGUCAAGGCCCUUGAUGGGGAGGAAGGAGGCGAUCUCACUUAUGAGAUGGGAAUCAAGCUGCAAAUCUGAGAUAAUCUGAGCAAAUACCAGAAGUCAGUCCUUAAGGAGCAGAAUCUGGGCCUGAUCCAAGCUCCAAGCCACCCUGGGAGAAGAGGGGGACCCCUAGCCACAUGGCCUGAGGCUGUUGGAGCACCCAGUGGUCAGGCAACCUGUUGAGUGCCAGAUCCUUUACCUCACAAGACUGUGCCAUGGGCAUCACGGCCCCAAUUCACAGGCUCAGGCGCAGCUUCGGAGGAAUUAUGAGACUGGCCCAGUCUCUACUGAGAGGCAGAAUUAAACCUGGAUCACCUCGGUUCCAAAUCUCACCCUGUCCCAUUAUUCCACAGGACCUCCCAUUCCUGAGGGAGCCUGGAUGUGGGCAAGUUCACAGCCUCUUAUAGUGGAAAGAGAACUGGUGGUUCGGGGUGAAACCCAGCCUGCUUCUUUGGCCUAAGGCUCGAUUGAGGGCAGGCCGAAGUCACGGUCAAGAAUCCUCGCUGGGGUCUGCAGCACCUGACGCUCUUAUCUGGUAUCUUAGAAAGGAAUCCUACCCCCUCAAUAACUAUUCCAGACACACAAAGUUCACCCCUUUACAACUUAUGACUUUAAAAACUCAUUUUGGAAGGAAGUCAAACCUAACACUCAUCUUUAGCACAUCUGCAAUAAAAUAUAAAUCUUUCUGGAUAGCUGAGGGUCAUUCAUAGAAACCAAUGACUUCUUUACAGCAGUGUUUUCAGAAGCUGUAACAGUGUCAAGGAAGCUAUAUGUCUUAAUACCAGAUGACCUUAGACCACUUUUUAAAUGCUUAUGACUGCUUUAAAAGUCUUCUGUGAUGUUGCCUCCUUGCUGUCAGGCUAUCAGUGGUCACUCGCUGCUGUAAGUGGGCUUCUAAUCUUUGAGCGCAGGAACACACAUGGACACAUUAAAACUGUGAAUAAAGUAAGGACAAGUGGGCUGUGACUGAGGACUAGAGAGCCUGUCCAAUGUGUGAAGUGCAUGAGGAUUAUAGCUGCUUAAGAGUUCUUUCUGCUCCUUCUAGACCCCACAAUGUUGCCCUGCAGCUGACCUCCAGAUAAGCAAAGUGUCACUGCACAAGUGAUCCCAAGAUCACUAUUUGCUUCUUUGAUUGGAAAAGCCCACCGAAAAUCGAAAUAUGUUCUCAAUAAUAGGAUACAGUUGGAAUAUUUAAGACAAGGAAGGCAGCAUAGCAUAGAGAUGAAAAACAGUCUUUUUUUCUUAGCAUUGGAAUGCUCUGGGUGGGAAUCCUGGUGUCCCCAUUUUCCAGCUGCAUGAUUGAUUUGGGGCACAGGCCACCCACCUACCACUCUGAGCAUCAGGGUCAUGAGGAUGAAAGAAGAUAAUGCAGGAAGGUGCUUAGUACAGCACCUGGCAAAAAUGGGGUGAGAAGGGGCCAGGAAAUCAGAAAUGUGUGUGUGGAUGCUUGGAGGUGUCAGGAAGGAAGACAAAUGGGAGCCUGAAGCAAAAGGGAUGAGGCAGAAAAGGAGCAGUAAAGAAGCCCGGACAUCCUAGCUUCCCACUAAGGCAUAGGCAUCGUCUUGUGUCUGCCCUGUGCAGCCCAGGAGGCCUGGGGCAGCCCCAGAGAGCACUGAGAGUUGGGCUGGUGCCCCUGGCCCCCCACCUGGGAUUGGAACAUCUUCUAGAGGGCUAGUUGUCUCUCCCCUUUUUCCUGCUCUGAUUAACACAAGGUGGGUGGGCCUGGCAGGGAGGGAGAUGGGGAGGAAGUCCCCACAGUGGUUUGUACCCACCAGAACCUAUUAAAAGAAUGAAGCGGCCCAAACAAAGCAGCCAUCACUCCUGUCUCCCUAGGGGCCGGGGAAAUGGGGACUUUCGUGGGUCUUAGCCCAGAAGGGGUAGUACUGGGAAGAAGAAGGUAGUAGGGAAGUUUGGUGGUGAGCAGGUUGGCUGUCCUCCUGUCCCUGCAUCUCUUUUGGUUUCUGCCUCUAGCCCUUCCAUUUACCCACAGAGCACCCAGUCUGGGCUGGACACUGGGCUGGAGGGCUGGGAUGCAGAGACAAAUGACACAGUCCUAGCUCCUGGAGAAAGACCGCCCAGGCCCUGGGUCCUGGCCUCCUGCCAUCCUCAGCUCCCUUAUCCACUGACCCCUCACCCCACUUCUUUGAACCCGUCUCUUCUGCCCCUCUGACUUUGUUCUGUUCAUGUCUUAAGCAGACUCCACAGUGUGUAUGCUCCCAGAGGGAAGCGACACAAAGGAAGGGGGUGCAGAAAGGAGGGAAUCCCGCUGACAUCACUGCUCAUUAGCAUGUGUGACCUCAUCAGGGGGUGGGACUAUUUCCCCAGGUGUCGGGGGGAGGGCUGGAGGGGUGGUAUUUAAAGGGAAAAGCUGACUGUGCGGCUGAGAGGGAGCGGGUGCUGCGAGCCGCCAGGCUGCACACACGCACACCGAUGCACACAGACCUCGACACCGACAUGGACACGGACACGGAAACCACAGCACUCUGCCCCUCUGGCAGCCACCAGGCCUCCCCGCCAGGGACGCCCACACCAGAAGCAGCCAGGGGUGCAGAAGGAUUCUCACACACAACUGUGCACUGGGGGAUGCUUACCUGCAGGGCCUCGGGAAGAGGCAGCCCCUCUCACACACCCAUGGAGACCCAACACACACAUUUCAAAGAGCGAAGGCCCUUCCCAGAUGCCACUCUGCUAAAGAAGCCAGAGAAACUGUUAGCAGGGCUGGACCGUGGCGGGCCACCCCCCGCCCCGGGGGUCCCCAGACGAAGAGGCAGUAUGCCUGUCCCCUACAAGCACCAGCUGCAGCGGGCCCAGGCUGUAGAUGAACUUGACUGGCCACCUCAUGCCUCAUCCUCUGGCUCCUCUGACUCCCUGGGCUCAGGGGAAGCAGCCCCUACCGAAAAGGACGGCAUCUUCAAAGUCAUGCUGGUGGGGGAGAGCGGCGUGGGCAAGAGCACCCUAGCAGGCACUUUCGGUGGUCUCCAGGGAGACAGUGCUCACGAGCUGGAGAAUCCAGAGGACACCUAUGAGAGACGCAUCAUGGUGGAUAAGGAAGAAGUGACUCUGGUUGUUUAUGACAUCUGGGAACAGGGGGAUGCAGGGGGGUGGCUGCGGGACCACUGCCUUCAGACCGGGGAUGCCUUUCUCAUCGUCUUCUCAGUCACCGACCGACGAAGCUUCUCCAAAGUUCCAGAGACCCUGCUACGGCUCAGGGCUGGGAGGCCCCACCACGACCUGCCUGUCAUCCUCGUUGGAAAUAAGAGUGACCUGGCCCGCUCCCGGGAGGUCUCUCUAGAGGAGGGCCGCCAUUUGGCAGGGACACUGAGCUGCAAGCACAUUGAGACGUCGGCCGCGCUGCACCACAACACGCGGGAGCUCUUCGAAGGCGCGGUGCGCCAGAUCCGGCUGCGGCGCGGCCGGAACCGCGCCGGGGGCCCUCGGCCCGAGUGGGGCAGCCCCGAGGGACCAACGCCGCCCGCGCGCCGCGAGAGCCUCACCAAGAAGGCCAAGCGCUUCCUUGCCAACCUGGUGCCGCGCAACGCCAAGUUCUUCAAGCAGCGCUCCAGGUCGUGUCACGACCUCUCUGUGCUCUGAGCCGCGGUCGCCAUGGUCACCGCGGUCGCCAUGCUCACCGCACCCUCCGCUCGCCCCCUCGCCCCGCCCCUCCCCGGUCCGACCGGCUUCCCUUGCGAAGACCGUCUAGGAAACCAAAAACUCUCGGGACGCCCUGGAGUGACCGCGGGAGGCGGCCCCCCCCCCGCCCCCAGGCCCCGGCGGGUGUCGCCCCCACCCGUUCCGCGCGCUCUCCGGUUACCUCCCGGCCCCAGGGCUCCUGGAAGGCAAGGACGCCGACCCGCGGGGGUGCGCCGUGGCCGGUGGGCGGGGCGGGUUCCGGCUGGAGGGGAGAAAGGUAGUUCUGCAAGAUGUUCUGUUUUUUAUUAAUUUGAGCUUGACCAUCUCCCCUGUAAAGAGAUCCUAAAAAGCAAGAACUGGAAAAGUGCUUUGUAGACUCCUUUACAGUUUUCCACCUUUGUACUCUGCGCGAAUAUGCCUCAACUUUAAGAGAUUCUUAAAGGUAAAGACACGGAGCUGCUGCUUUUGAGACUUUCCUUAAGUGUUCUGGCUCUUAUGCUGCACUUGUCCACUUUGCCUUUAAGAACUUCUUAAAGGCAAGGGCCUGGAAGCGCAGUUCUCCAGAAUUAAUUCUGUGGUUUACCGGCUCACCACCGCACUUCCCCUUUAAGGUUAUUAAAGGUAAGGUGUGCAGACUUUUGCCUUCAGUUGCCAGCGUGAAGAGCUGAGCGGUGGCAGUUCCAAUUUGGCCGGGGCCCAGGAGGCACCAGCCAGGGGACCACCUUUUCCUUUUCAAUAAAGAAUUUUUCUACUGCACUUGCUUACUCUGACUCUCUGUUC